AUGUUCUUUGAUGGGUCAUCAUAUGGUACUGUCGGAGGAUCCGGGGUGGUAUUCGAAUCGCCACAAGGAGAACUUCUCUCGUAUUCGUUUAAAUUGGACUUUCCAUGCAGUAAAAAUGUCGCGGAAUAUGGAGCAUUGAUUUUGGGACUCCGAAUGGCAAAUGAUCUCAAUAUGGGAAGCGUGGAAGUCAAAGGUGAUUCAAGACUCGUGAACGGCGAGUUUCAUGUCAAAGAGCCGCAUUUAGCCCCCUAUCGGGAAGAGGCCCAAAGAUUGAUGAACCAAACGGGUUCGACCCUGGAUCAUACAAGCGGGGUUGGAAACAAGCACGCAGAUGCUCUGGAAACCCUGGAAAGCAAAGUGCAAUUGAAUGGCGAGGAAGAGGGUACCGUCACAAUAAAGAGAAAAGAGUUACCUAACACUUGGAAAGAAGACAUGUCCUCCGAAGAACCAUACGACUGGAGACGAGUGUACAUUGAAGACCUGACUCGUAUGGACGAAGGACGAGUAAUACCCACCCAAGCUCUGAAGCAAUUCACUAUGAUCCAAGGAGCCUUGUAUUACAGGGCGGUCGGAGGAUCUCUUGCGAGGUGUGUAAAUAAAAGAGAAGCUGAGAAGUUGCUCCAGGAACUGCACGCGGGAACAUGUGUACAAACCUGCGCCGUUCACCUCUACAGGAAACUUCAGAGGAGGGGAGUGUACUGGCCAAGUAUGUCAACUCAAGCAUCAGCACUCCAAGACAGCUGCUCCGAUUUCCAAGCACCACCGCAACCCGCGGAAGUCUGCACCAUCAAAGAAGUAGAUUGGAGGCAACCCUACUUCGAUUCUAUUCAACACGGGAAGUUACCGAGCGAAAGACAGGAGACCCUCAAAAUCCAAAGGAAAGCGACGCGUUUCUUCAUACAUGAGGGUGUUCUUUAUCGCAGAAGCUAUGGUAACGCUGCGUUACGGUGUCUGUUAAACCAGGAAGCGGCGGAAGCAACAAACAAAAAGCUCAUCCGCAUCCUUAGCAGAAUAGUGCAUGAUCAUCACAGAGAAUGGUACGAGCAGCUGCCAUUGGCACUCUGGGCAUACAUGAUUUCAAAACGCAGCUCCACAGAAGCAUCACUUUAUUCACUAGUUUAUGGGCAAGAGGCAAUACUACCUACAGAGAUAGCGAUCCCGCCAGCAAGAAUAACAAUGUCUAGCCACACUACACCCGACGAAAUAAGCCGCUUCGCUCACUUAGACACAUUAGAGGAAAAGAGAACGCGAGCAGAGAGAUUUGCAGAAGCUUACAGAAAGCGCGCAGCUAAUUACUACAACCAGAGCGCAAAAGGAAAGAAUAUUCAAGGUGGAUGA
Papaver somniferum (opium poppy) is the source of this 1338-nucleotide messenger RNA. RefSeq lists its product as uncharacterized. The coding region runs from base 1 to 1338 and encodes 445 amino acids. Gene Ontology annotation, molecular function: nucleic acid binding; RNA-DNA hybrid ribonuclease activity. The transcript has 2 exons. The record is from RefSeq and is a predicted model, not a curated record. NCBI's taxonomy places the organism in Eukaryota, Viridiplantae, Streptophyta, Magnoliopsida, Ranunculales, Papaveraceae.